This is a messenger RNA of Iphiclides podalirius (scarce swallowtail), 1590 nucleotides long. NCBI's taxonomy places the organism in Eukaryota, Metazoa, Arthropoda, Insecta, Lepidoptera, Papilionidae. The record is from the annotation of a GenBank genome assembly.
AUGGGGCGACGUUCGAUUAAUACCACCAAGAGUGGUAAAUAUAUGAAUCCCACUGAUCAAGCCAGGAAAGAAGCCCGAAAAAAGGAGUUGAAGAAAAAUAAAAGACAACGACAAAUGGUGAGGGCAGCAGUUCUCAAAAUGAAAGAUCCAACUCAAAUUCUUGAAGAAUUACAGAAAAUUGAUGAAAUGGAAUAUAAUGUGCUCCAACCGUCUCCUUUAAAUGAAAAAGUAUUAAAAGAAAAAAGAAAGAAGUUAAGAGAAACAUUUGACAGAGUACUCAAGAUGUAUGACAAAGAUGACCCGGAGAAAUGGGUGGAACUAAAACGUCAGGAAAUGGAAUAUGAAAAGAGGCGAGCACAUUUAAUAUCUUAUUAUGAAUCUGUGAAACAUGCACAAUCUGUCCAAGUGGAUGACAUUCCGUUACCUACUUUGCAGGUUCCUGACAACUUAAUAUAUGGAAAUGUACCAUCUCAAAUUCCUUUGCCCCUGGAUAGCAUGCAUCCCAUAUUGCCAAAACCCAUUUUGAAGAAAGACUCUGUUUAUCGAGAAAAACCAGUUGGAGUGGAACCUCCAGGAGUACCGCCCGGUCCACCACCGAACUAUGCAACCUUAAUAUCAGAGGCAAUGAAAACAGAAAUACAUAAGGAGAAGAAGAGCCUACGUUUCUCCGAUUUUCCUGAUGAAGGCCCACCAGGAGAAUAUAAUCACAUACCCCAAGUGCCUGGGCAGAAACAGUCGGCUCUCGAGGACUUAGACGGUGAGAUGCUUGAUGAUGGGGAGCAGCCGUCGUCACCGCCGAUGGCAGUUCCCACGCCUAAGCCCACUUCGCUGCAGCAAAGGAUGUUGGCACUGUCCGGCCAGAACAUCGACGACUUCAUGAAAGAGAUGGAGGAGGUGCACCGAAAGAGGGAGAGGGACAGGGCUGCCGAUUUAAAUGCGAGAUUGAGCGCGCUGAAGCGGACCGGUGGGCGGGACAGUGACUCAGACAGCGACACGGAGGGUCACCAUUUGAUGCACGCGGACUUCAGCAUCGAACCCCCUGGCGCCGAAGUGAGGCAGAUGCCGCCGCCCCUCCUCCCGCCAGGGCUGCGGCCGCCGGCGCUGCGGAUGCCGGUGUCCGGGGGCGCGAUGCCGCCCGGGGCGCCGCCGGGGCUGCCGCCGGGCGCUCCGCCCGGGGCGCCGCCGGUGGCGAUGGGCGCGCCGCUGGGCGUGCCCGGGCCGCCGCCGGGGCUGCCGGCGCGCGGCGCAGCCCUACGGCCGCCGGGCCCGCCGCCCGGGGCGCCGCCCCGCCUGCUGCGGCCGCUGGUGCCGCCGCCGCCGCCCCACGUGUCCGUGCUCACGGCCGCCCCGCAGCUCGUGCAGAAGAAGGACGGCGUGCAGGGCGCGACUAUCAGCGCGAAGCCGCAGAUCAGGAAUCUGUCCGCGGACGUGACCCGCUUCGUGCCGUCCGCCCUGCGCGUGAAGAGGGAGGACAAGAGGGGCAAGGCGGGCCAGAGGAGCGCCCCGCACCGGCCGGCCGACCCGCCCAAGCAGCUGCCCACCAAGGACGACGCCUACAUGCAGUUCAUGAAGGAGAUGGAGGGCCUCUUA